AUGCAAUCCACGUUUACUGCGAUGAAAAAUAUGCUGCUGUCACGUGACCAAAUUUGCAUUUUUUCGGACAACUUUCGCACUCCGUUAUUCAAAGUGUAUACACGUGCGCGAUAUAAACAAGCGAAAAUAUCGCAAAAUAAGGACGAUUUGAAAGUUUUUUUUUGUAUUUGUGGGUAUAUUUUAACUCCUGUAAGUGUAAUAUACCGAAGAGAAAAAUGUCUAGUUGUAUGGAUGAGGAGAAUAACUCUGAAUAAGCGUGUUUCGGACAUGACUGUUGUCGAACUAAAGGAGUAUUUGAAAAUGCGUAGCGUUACUGCAAACGGCUAUUUAAAACCUGCUUUACUUCAAAUUGCUCAAGCAGUGGAGAAAAUGAUGUUACCGAUUGACCCAAAUGGAAAUUCGGAUCUCAAGAAUGCAAGAGAAACAUUUAUUAUUCAUGAUAUGGUGAUACGUCAGCCAUUGUCAUAUCCAGUCGUGAACGACUUUAUAGAUUCGCCAGUCGCCGCCACCCUUCGGUUUGUAUAUUUUUAA
This is a messenger RNA of Paramuricea clavata, 531 nucleotides long. Lineage: Eukaryota; Metazoa; Cnidaria; Anthozoa; Malacalcyonacea; Plexauridae. The record is from the annotation of a GenBank genome assembly.